AUGCUAUUUAAUUUGAGGAUCCUGCUGAACAAUGCAGCUCUUAGAAAUGGUCAAAAUUUCAUGGUUCGAAAUUUUUGGUGUGGGAAGCCAUUACAGAACAAAGUACAGCUUAAGGGACGUGAUCUUCUGACUCUAAAGGACUUUACAGGAGAAGAAAUUAAGUAUAUGCUCUGGCUAUCUGCAGAUCUUAAAUUCAGGAUAAAACAGAAAGGAGAAUAUUUGCCUUUAUUGCAAGGAAAGUCCUUAGGCAUGAUUUUUGAGAAGAGAAGUACUCGAACAAGACUAUCCACAGAAACAGGUUUUGCUCUUCUUGGAGGACACCCUUGUUUUCUUACCACACAAGACAUUCAUUUGGGUGUGAAUGAAAGUCUCACAGAUACUGCUCGUGUAUUAUCUAGCAUGACAGAUGCAGUUUUGGCUCGAGUGUAUAAGCAAUCAGAUCUGGAUGUACUGGCUAAGGAAGCAUCCAUCCCAAUUAUCAAUGGACUAUCAGACUUUUAUCAUCCUAUCCAGAUCCUGGCUGAUUACCUCACACUCCAGGAACACUAUGGCUCUCUCAGUGGACUUACUCUCAGCUGGAUAGGGGAUGGGAACAACAUCCUUCACUCCAUCAUGAUGAGUGCAGCGAAAUUUGGGAUGCACAUUCAGGCUGCUACUCCAAAGGGUUAUGAGCCAGAUCCUAGUGUAAUCAAGCUGGCAGAACAGUAUGCCAAGGAGAAUAGUACCAGACUGUCACUGACAAAUGAUCCAUUGGAAGCAGCACAUGGAGGCAAUGUAUUAAUUACUGACACUUGGAUCAGCAUGGGACAAGAAGAGGAGAAGAAAAAACGGCUGCAGGCUUUUCACGGUUACCAGGUUACAAUGAAGAUUGCUAAAGCUGCUGCCCCUGACUGGACAUUUUUACACUGCUUACCCAGAAAACCAGAAGAAGUGGAUGAUGAAGUAUUUUAUUCUCCACGAUCAUUAGUGUUCCCAGAAGCAGAAAACAGGAAAUGGACAAUUAUGGCUGUCAUGGUGUCUCUGCUGACAGAUUACUCACCUACGCUCCAGAAGCCAAAGUUUUGA
Molecule: messenger RNA, 1065 nt
Organism: Jaculus jaculus (lesser Egyptian jerboa)
Lineage: Eukaryota; Metazoa; Chordata; Mammalia; Rodentia; Dipodidae
Gene: Otc
Product: ornithine transcarbamylase
Exons: 10
Coding region: 1-1065 (354 amino acids)
Biological process (GO): L-citrulline biosynthetic process
Cellular component (GO): mitochondrion
Molecular function (GO): ornithine carbamoyltransferase activity; amino acid binding
Source: RefSeq, a predicted model, not a curated record